GUUUGAAGUUGAUAUACUGUACAAUAAAUAAGCUUGAUUUUAAAUAGAUGACAUACAUUUAUUAGACUUUAACAUUUUAAAGUCUCAUUUUCCCAGUAUUUUUAACCACUGAAAUAAACAUAUAAUAUACAUACUGGAUGUAACAGAAUGUAUAUUUAUUAAGAUUAAGUGUUUCUUAAAUUUUGUCAAUUCCUAUAGUGACCAAAAGGAAUAUUUUUGAAGGCGGGAUAUAUUUGCAUUCAUGAACAAGAAUUUUCAGGAUUAAUAUGCAGAGUGUAACAGCAGUUUUCUGUUUUUGCUUGAUUCGAUGCGCCCAGACAGAAAUUUUCAAUCAUGCCUUUGAACAGGAUCUGGAAAGGUUUAUAGAAAAGACGAUGGAAUGUCGCCAUAUUCCUGGUUUGACAGUGUCUGUUGUUAAAGAUUCAGAAACUUGGACAAGGGGUUACGGCAAAGCAGAUUUAUCACAAGGACGAAUGGUAGACAAUACAACACUGUUUAAUAUAGGAUCGGUUACAAAGUCAUUUACAAUGGUACUUUUAGGAAUUCUGUUGACACAAAAGGGGCUAGACUGGAAUGCAAAGGUGCACGAUAUUCUCGGACCUAAUUACGAGUUUAUAGACGAAUACCGAAGCAAAGAGAUGACACUUCGUGACAUGCUCUCACAUCGGACUGGUCUAGCUCGGCUUGAUAUAGGUAUUUUCUCUGGUUAUCCAGCCGAUAUCACAAGGGAAAAAUUAAGCAUCAAAAUGAAGAACAUGCCACAACUGCUUCCGUUCCGGGAUGGUUUUCUUUACAACAAUUUCAUGUUUAUGAUGCUAGGACAUGUCGCGGAAAAACUCGGUGGAGACACCUGGGAAAACCUCGUUACUUCCAAAGUACUGCGCCCGCUCGGAAUGACUUCCACCCGAAUACUUAAAAAACCAAAAAAUGUGUUAGAAAAUGGCGUUGCUAAACCGUAUAUAUUUAAAGACAAUAUAUUUAAGAAUGCAACACUGGACAUAUAUAGCCUUCAUCCAUGUGAACCAGCUGGAGCUAUACUGUCAACGGGGGAGGACAUGGCUAAAUACAUUAGAUUUAAUCUAAAGGCAGGCUUUACAGAAGAUGGAGAAUCUCUCCUUGACCCGGGAUUACUGUCAGAUGCAUUUACAACAACUACACCAACUGUAGACAAAGCCUUCCUAGAUAGUUACUUUCUAACACACCCAGAAUUUCCAGUCUCAGACACACCUGUAGGAUACGGGCAUGCAUGGUUUACUUCAGCGUACCGGGGAUACCGUAGAAUAUGGCACAGUGGAGGACUUUUUUCGUAUAUAACGCACGUUUGGAUGUUCCCAGACAUUAAUGCAGGAGUUUAUGCAAGUGUCAAUGGUCCCGCUUUGAAUAAGUUGCCGGGUUAUGCUGUACGUACAGUUUUGUAUUACAUUAGUGAUAAACUACUUGGGAAAGAACAAUGGCUCAAUGAAACAACAACAUGUGAGUUUCCACAGCUUUGGCGACAUAAGACCACAAACUCUACAGCACCAGAAUCGUUGGGAAAGUUACAGAAUCCCUCGGAAUACGUCGGGUAUUACGGUAGCCAUUACCUUCCUGGCAUAAAUGUUUCUGCAAAAGUUGGAGAUGCUUCGUCAUUAUCGUUUCAAAUGAACAAACUUGGAGGUAUUCUCCAUUCCACACAAGACAAGGACAGAUUUUUGAUGGAAAUUACCUCCCCUUGGGAAUUUAUGACAGCAUUUUUAGAUGAUAAUAAUGCUACAACAAUGAUAAAUUCAACGUUUGUACGGAAUGAUGACGGCGUUGUACAGUCAUUAGAGCUUCAGUUUGAGGUUAAGGUAGUGUACAGUAAAGGUGUAUCAGUUCUAAACGAUGUGGUAUCUAGUCAAGCUACUGCUACAUACCUUGACCAAUACCAGUUGUUCGUGUGGACUGUUUUGAUAAGGAUCAUGUUGAGCAUAGGUACAUACACCCUCCACCUGCCUAGAUAAAUUCUUGUUGCUUGUGUGGACUUUUGGUAAAUGUUCAUGCUGAGCAUAGGUACACAUAGUGUUUACCUACCUAGAUGAAUAUCUGCUGUUUAUGUGGACUGUUCUUGUAACGCUUGAUUUGAACAUGCGUACAAAUAGCUUUUACCUUCCUAAAUAAAUACCAGCUGUUUGUGUGAAAUGUAAUCGGAAGUCCUGUAUAAGUCCCAAGGUACAUACAACUUCUGCCUGCGUAUAUAAUUUCCAGACGUUUGUGUUUGGAAUGAUAUGGUAGAACUUGUAUUUAUCCUCUGUACAUAUAGUUUCUUCCUACGUAAAUAAAUAUCUGUAUCAUAGUAUAUAAAUCCGACCGACCUGAAGUAUUACUAGUUAUUUGUGUGGAGUGUUAUGGUACAGCUUGUAUUUAUCCUAAGAACCUAAAACCUCUACCUUCCAAGAUAAGUACCAGUUGUUUCAUAUCAUAAUAGAUACGUUUAGUUUCGACCUACGCAAAAUAUCAGUUGUAUGUGUUGAAUGUUAUGGUAAGGUCUGUAUCUAUCCAGGGCACAUACAGCUUCAACGUAAUGAUAUAAUACAGUGGAACCUGUCUAAUCCGAAAAUGCUCGGACCAGGAAAAAAGUUCGAAUCAGAGGGGUUUUCGGAUUAGAAAGGUUUCUAUUUUGGAACGAAAUAUUAUGCUAUUUGUUACACAUGAUGUGUAGAUCCAUCUUUUUGUGUACAGACAAAUUAAAAAUAUUUAAAUUAUAA
Messenger RNA from Mercenaria mercenaria, 2726 nucleotides. RefSeq lists its product as uncharacterized. The record is from RefSeq and is a predicted model, not a curated record. Lineage: Eukaryota; Metazoa; Mollusca; Bivalvia; Venerida; Veneridae. The transcript is spliced from 8 exons. The coding region runs from base 267 to 1982 and encodes 571 amino acids.